AUGAAGUACUCUCUCUCUACCUGCCUCGCCGUCAUCGGCAUGGCCUCGGCUCACUCUUGGGUGGAAUGCACCGACCACGACAACAAGGACCUCCUGCAAAAGAUGAUCGCAGGCUCCCAAAAGACGCCCGCAGAGCUGAUUGACCCAGUCUUCUUCCCCGACAAGUGCCGCGGCUGGCCUCGCGCCAAGGCCAACCCCGGCGACUGGAUCGACGAGUCAACCAACUUCUCAUGGAACAUCGCCGCCAAAUCCUGGGAGGGUGACCGUUCCGCCUGCAACCCCUCGCAGCGCAGCCCUGGCCAAGAGGCCAACGCCCCCAUGGCAACCGUCAGCCCCGGCGGCACCAUCAAGCUGAGGUACGGCGGCAACGGCCACACUCGUGGCGCCACCGCCGGCGCCAACAACGACCCGGGCCAGGUCAGCGUGUACUGGGCCGGCGCCAAGGAGACCGAGAUCCAGACCAUCGACGAGUUCACCGACGCCAACCGCAUCGCCCAGGCCGGCUUCGCCGACGACUCCUUCUCGUACCCCGCCGACCCCAGCAUCAUCAGCGCCGCGCAGGGCCUCGUCGACAAGGGCAACUGGAUGGACGUCACCAUGCCCACCAACAUGGAGCCCGGCAGGCACAUGCUGGCCUGGGUCUGGAGCUACGACGGCGCGCCGCAGUGGAGCACCUGCUUCGACGUGCAGAUCCAGGCAUAA
Diaporthe citri is the source of this 702-nucleotide messenger RNA. RefSeq lists its product as uncharacterized. NCBI's taxonomy places the organism in Eukaryota, Fungi, Ascomycota, Sordariomycetes, Diaporthales, Diaporthaceae. The record is from RefSeq and is a predicted model, not a curated record. The coding region runs from base 1 to 702 and encodes 233 amino acids. The transcript has 2 exons.